CUAGCAGGGAGUCCGAUGACGGGCAGGCAACCCCCGUCCUCUGGAUCCACAUCCCACGGUGCAGGCGCGCUGCAUUCGUCGCCGCCAGACGUUCGAACAACCCCGCCAGGCGCUGCUGCUGCCUUUAUCCAGAUCCAGAUAAGGCGCCACCGGCCACGCCGCAGGCCCGCAGCGCCGCGCAAACCCCCCGUGCCUGACCAAAAGGGAACCUCGCCGCGGCCGUCGAUCGAUGGACACCGCCGCCGCCGCCUCGUGGGGCCUCCUCGCCCCGGCCUCCUCGCCGCCGCUGCGCGUCAGGCAGGCGCCCAAACGGAAGGCGACCUUGGCCAGGUCCACGUCCAGGCUCAGGCUCCACUGCCUGCCCCACGGCAAGCCUGCGCCGCCGGCCACGGAGAACUCGCCGCUGCAGAGGCUGGCGGCGGCGUUGCAGUGGGGCGCCGUCUGGGCAGCCGUACGUACGAGAGCCUCGCUCGAUCUGACACCGUUGAGGCGCCGGCGGCGCUGGCGGUGACCGGGGAGGAGGACAUCGACCUCCUGGGGAUCCUGCCGCCGAUCGCCGCGUUCUCCUUCUUCUACUUCCUCGUCGCUCCUCCGCUGAUCAUGAACUGGCUGAGGACGAGGUGGUACAAGCGCGACUUCGUGGAGACGUACCUGCACUUCAUGUUCACCUACCUCUUCUACCCCGCGUGAGUGCACUGCUUUACUUGCUGAUGUGUCAUGGAACCAUGACACGUCACCUACCUCAGGCAAUGUUUCUAGAAUCUAGAGUCUAGUUAAGGUAAUCCAUUAUAUAUAUAUAUAUAUAUAUAUAUAUAUAUAUAUAUAUAUAUAUAUAUAUAUAUAUAUAUAUAUAUAUAUAUAAGUAUUCUUGUAACACAUAGUAAUCCGUUUAGGGAUUGGAACACUAGCAACAACAAAAAAACAAACAUCCCGUAUUGAGUUGAGCCGCAGACAUCCCAAAGUGUUUAUUUGUUGGGUUACCAAAAUGAGUCUGCUAAUCUAGAUUAAGAACGUAGUGGGUCUGAAUCGAAUCUAACCUCUAGGCUCUAGCCGCAAAGACACAUGGUCCAACUUCUUUCCAAGAUGCCAGGGCGAGCUUCUGUUUCAGGUGCUCCUUUGCAUCAAUUUCUGUCACACACAGCUGAACUAGAGAACGACUGUUUACAGAAAAAUUCACAUUUCCUUUUCCUUUUCGUUGUCUUGCCUGGCAGUAAGAUCGGUAUUCAUAAUUCCUUAUUCCUCUAUCAACUUUAGAAGUCUUCAUUUCUGUUUCAAACUAAAUCCAGU
Panicum virgatum (switchgrass) is the source of this 1287-nucleotide messenger RNA. RefSeq names its product NAD(P)H-quinone oxidoreductase subunit L, chloroplastic-like. Gene Ontology annotation, molecular function: oxidoreductase activity, acting on NAD(P)H, quinone or similar compound as acceptor. The record is from RefSeq and is a predicted model, not a curated record. Lineage: Eukaryota; Viridiplantae; Streptophyta; Magnoliopsida; Poales; Poaceae. The transcript is spliced from 5 exons. Bases 16 to 690 code for a protein of 224 amino acids.